Messenger RNA from Cajanus cajan (pigeon pea), 2103 nucleotides. RefSeq names its product RHO guanyl-nucleotide exchange factor 14 (gene ROPGEF14). Gene Ontology annotation, molecular function: guanyl-nucleotide exchange factor activity. Lineage: Eukaryota; Viridiplantae; Streptophyta; Magnoliopsida; Fabales; Fabaceae. The record is from RefSeq and is a predicted model, not a curated record.
CUCUCUCUCUCUCUCUCUCUCUCUGCAACCUCACUCUUCUCCUCAUUCUCUCACUUCUUGUACCGUGCCUAUGCUCGCCAUCGCCAUUCACCAUUCACCAUUCACCAUUCGCCAUUCACCAAACAACAAUGCUAUAGCAGGAAUAGGAAUCUGCGUGCGUGACCCUUGCUUCACUUUUCAGACCACCCUCUUCACUUUUUUGACCAUCGCUCCCCAAAGUUGCCAUUAGAGUGUGAGAUCGAGAGUUAUUGAAGCCACAGUGAGUCAGUGACCUUUCUUUGGCUCAAGCCUUUGUCUGACACAGUGGAGUGGAGAGGCAAGAAAUUGAAGGAUAUGUUGAAUAUGAGAAAGAGACUAGCAUGCUGUUCAAGGGACUCCAAAAUUAGCAUCGAUCUUGAUGAGCAAGAGAGGAUUAUGACAUAUAAUGGCCUUGAGAGUUGCAUGCUAAACAACCAGUCUUACGAAGAGGAAAGUAGAACAAGUAGAGGAGAUGAAUGUAUAACUGAUUCAUUUGAUGACGACUACUCCAGCUGUUCCUCCAGCAAAGAUGCUUUUGGAUCAUUCUCUUCAAAAUGUUUGACAAUGAAAAGGGAUGAUAAAGGAGUGGAAGAAUGGGAACUCUCAGAAAGUCCUCAACGUUUUUGUGUCAAAGAGAAGCCUUAUGCUAUCCAACAUUCAGAUAUAGAAGCCAUGAAGGAAAAAUUUUCAAAGCUUUUGCUAGGUGAAGAUGUUACAGGAGGAACUAAGGGCCUCAAUACAGCUUUGGCUCUAUCUAAUGCCAUCACAAACCUAGCAGUGACAGUUUUUGGUGAGCUGUGGAAAUUGGAACCACUAUCUGAAGAAAGGAAGAGAAAAUGGAAAAGAGAAAUGGAAUGGUUUUUGUCUCCUACCAACUAUAUGGUCGAGCUAGUUCCUUCUAAGCAAAGCAGUUCCAAUGGUGGGAUCUUUGAGAUAAUGACCCCAAAAGCUCGUGCAGACAUUCACGUGAAUCUUCCAGCACUUCAGAAGUUGGACUCUAUGCUCAUUGAGGCACUAGAUUCGAUGGUGAAAACGGAGUUUUGGUAUGCUGAGGGAGGAAGCUGGGCAGAAGGGAGGAACACAAAUACACAGCAUAGCAAAAGAUGGUGGCUUCCAUCACCCCAAGUACCAAAAAGUGGUCUUUCUGACACUGAAAGAAAGAGGCUGCUUCAUCAGGGUAGGGUGGUACGUCAAGUAUUCAAGGCUGCCAAAUCUAUCCAUGAAAGUGUGUUGCUUGAAAUGCCUGUGCCAGAUAUUAUUAAAGCUGCAUUUGCAAAGUCUGGAAAGGCAAAUCUUGGUCAGGAACUUCACAAGGUUUUGACGGCUGAAUCAAGCUCUGGAGAUGAUAUGCUUAAAUCUCUCAACUUGAAAUCUGAACAUAUUGUCCUUGAGACUGUUAACAGACUGGAAGCUGCUAUAUUCUCAUGGAAAGAGAGAAUUGCAGAACACAUUAAUGGCAAAUCCCCGGUUCGAUCCUCAUGGCCGUCUUUUGUAAAGGGUCCUAUGUCAGAGGUUGAUAAAAUGGAGUUAUUAUUGGAUCGAGCAGAAACACUUCUACAGCUUCUCAAAAUCAGAUACCCAAACCUUCCUCAAACAUUUCUGGAUGCUACCAAAGUUCAAUAUGGCAAGGAUAUUGGGCAUUCCAUUUUGGAGGCAUAUUCAAGAGUUCUAGGAAAUUUAGCAUUCAGCAUAUUGUCUAGAAUAGGAGAUAUAUUGCAGGAGGAUUAUUUAAGCAACCCUAAUUCACCUGUCCCAAUAAAUUGCUCUCCUGGCAUAAAUAUCUCUGAGACUUGGGUAGUUGGUUCACAUAUCAGGCAGUCCUUACUUGAUAAGAUGAACAAGGCAGGUGGAAAAUGCCGUGAUUCUAGUUGUUAUAGCACUUCUGAUUUAGAACUUUCAUCUAUGGAUGCCAAAUCCAGCUCUGUAAUUAGUAGAGUUUUCUACUAGUAUGUCUCCUUAAAAUUCCUCAUAUUGGCUUUUGUUUAGCCACAUUUGUAAAUGUUUAGCCCAUAGUGGCUAUUGAUAUUACUACAUGACAUGCUUAGUAAGAAUAGAAGCAAACUGAUAGGUUUGCCUUCCCAUAAA